AUGGUCUUACCUCUGUUUGCCCGGCUGCCACCUACAGUGACUCAGUCAUCUCCGGCCAUAAACCUCUUCUGCUUUUACCAGCUGGUUUAUAAGUACUUCUUCCUAUGUUUUUUCAUGUUGCCUCAGCACAACAAGCUGUAUCCCAAACACACAGGGAGAGGUCAUGUGGGUCUCUUUAGCUCACCAUCCAUUCACAACUUGUCACGUAUUGGGACUCACGGGUAUGAACUGAAGUCAUACUCCUCAUGUGGACCACCACAAAAAAUUUCAAAUGGAGAAAUUAGAGGACAAGAAAAGACCACAUACCUAACAGGAGAAGAAGUAAUUUAUGAUUGUGUUCGCGGCUUUACAGUGGGUAAUAAUGCAAAUUUUAUCACCUGUGAGAACGCUGCUUGGACAGAACCACCAGAAUGCAGAAGAAUUGGACAGUCUUGCGGUGCACCACCAGUAGUCCAAAAUGGAGAUGUCCCAGACCUAAGAAAACUGAGCUAUCCAUCAGGUUCUUCUGUAAAAUAUAAGUGUGCAAAUUAUUAUAAAAUGGAAGGCAAAGAAACCAUUACAUGUAGAGAUGGAGAAUGGGAAAAAGAGCCAAUCUGUAGAGUACCCUGCACAGUAAGAGGCAUUGACAUGCAACAAAACAAUAUUAGGUUCAAACAUAUAGACAAUAACAAAUUAUACAGUGAACAUUUUGACAAUAUGACAUUUGUGUGCAUACCAGGAUAUAAGAUAUCUGAUGAAAAACGUUUACGAAUUCAGUGUUUGGAUGGUGUGCUAAAAUAUCCAAAAUGCAGAAAAAAAGGUUUCUGUGUAUUACAACAAACAGAAAUGUCUCGUAAUAAUAUCCAUUAUAACAAAAGCAAUGAGAUUGAAAAUGGACAAACCAUUGAAUUUGAAUGUGUGGAAGGGAUGGUACCAGAAAAUGGCCUGAAAGAAACAUGUAAAAAUAAACAAAUAACGUACCCAAAAUGUUCUACUGGACGGCCAUGCCUUCCCCCAAAGAUUUCAAACGCAUUGAUUUCUCCUAAAAAUGAAGAUGGCUACGAAUCUGGGUCUUCAAUAGAUAUUAAAUGUGAUGACACAUAUGUGCUUAAUGGACACAUAAGUGUGAAAUGUGAGAAUGGUAAAUGGGAUGAGCUUCCACAAUGCUUUAAGCCUUGUACAAUAUCUGCCAAACGUUUGGAUGAAAAUCACAUUGAGAUAAAGCCAUCAGAGAAUCCUCCAGAGAUACUUGAACACGGCACAGAAGUAAAUGUAAAAUGCAAGGCCAAUUUUAGACGCCCAGGGUCUUUAACAGCUUUGUGUUAUGAUGCAGUAAUGAAAUAUCCAAGAUGUUUCUCCGGUGAAAUUUGUCGCAUAAACCAACAGAGUCUUGAUGAUAACUUCUUAGAGCUGGAUGAAAAACAUGACAAUGAGGUAUUUUAUGGAGAAGGAGAAACUGUCAGCUUUAAAUGUAAAUCUGGAUAUAGUAACAGAACUGGACUGACUGGAACAUGUACUAAACCAGAAAAAGAAGCUAAUUAUGGACUGACCUAUCCUGUUUGUACAUGUAAGUAA
This is a messenger RNA of Nanorana parkeri, 1554 nucleotides long. Its product is annotated as coagulation factor XIII B chain-like. Lineage: Eukaryota; Metazoa; Chordata; Amphibia; Anura; Dicroglossidae. The transcript has 9 exons. The coding region runs from base 1 to 1554 and encodes 517 amino acids. The record is from RefSeq and is a predicted model, not a curated record.